CGAGCCUGCGAGCGCUAACGUGUGCCGCGCGAUUAUCACUUUCACGAUCAGAAAAAUAGAAAAAAACGCGGGAAACUCGCCUUGUGAAACCUCACAUACGUCUCGAAUAAACAACUAGUAACAUAAUUGCCGCCGUGGAGCAUCAACCACCGCGACGGAUUGUUUACAAACACCAUGAUGUGAAAUAAAACAAAAUCGACCGUGUGUAGCGAUUCGAUACCUUUUGAAAAAUAAAAGACUGUCGCACGUGUGGCUCUAGGGUUCUCUCUCGCCUUCCUUCCUCACUUCGGUACUUCGGUUUGUUGAUUGUGGUGUUUCAGUUUUCGUUUGAGCUUCACCGAUAACGUUGCGAAUAUCGUGCGCAUUUUGUUUGGAGUUCUUUAAUAUUUUUCAUCAGUGUAAACGUGCUAGGGUACGUUUGGUUGAAUACGCCACUUUUGUUGUAAUAUGGGUAUCACUGGGAGAGUCACAAUGCCUUUCUUGAGCACGUUGGCUGCUUUGGUGAUCAUCGUGCAUUCGACUGAAGAAGACACGCAAUCGGACUACAGACGUGAUUUACGACCGAGAGUAUUGGAUACUGGUACACCAACUUACGAGCAGCCGUGGAGAGUUAUGAACGAAGAAAGUAUGAUUCAAAAAUCCACGCAAGGCGACACUUGGAAUGAUAAUUCUUCAGAAGAACCACCAAAACGGCGAAGACCGGGGCGUAAACGAAAACGUCGUCCUCAAUCGUCUUUGAAUGAGGACCAAAGCCCUCAAGACAGAUACGGCUACCCUGAAGAACCUCUAAGGCCAUAUUUCGAUGAAGAAAUGCCAAAUGCCCGUCAAACGACAGAGACAGUUAAAAGACGACGAAGGAAACCCGAAGGGAAGCCUCUUGAAUGGGUAGCUGGACCAUUAGAAAUAGAGAGACCGUUAAGAAGACGCGGUCAACGAAGAAAACGUCCAUCACUCGAACCUUGGCCCCAACUUAGUGAAUUUGACGAAUAUAAUAGUGAGAAAACUACAAAAGGAAUUACCACAGAAACAAAAACACCAUUAAAUACUUAUGACAACACUCAUCAAGAUAACGAGAACCAAAAUGAAAAUCCUAUGUCAAUUACAGCGAAUGAUAAUGGUGAGUUAACAGAGCAAAAACCAUUAAUAGAGGAGACCGAUUUCCCAUUAGGCCCAGAAGAGAAAGAUUUUGAAUUUCUUAUUAAUAAACCUGAAUUACAAGAAGAUAAAUCUUUAUCCGAAUUUUCAAUAGAAGUAAUGACUCAGGCACACGAGUCAAGUGUUGAAGAGGAACCGACGAGACUACAAGCUAAGUUAGGGGAUAAAACUUCGGGUGUUUUAAAUGAACAUGACAAAGCUAAGGAUAAAUUUGCGCUUCGUGGUUAUAGCCAUAAAUGUGUUAGUGAUUUUAUCUCUCCACCAAAACCUCAUCAAGACAUGGAAAUAAAUUAUGAAGCAAUAAAAUAUAAUUUGAUGAGAGAGAAAGCACUUGAAAAGGCAGAACAAUCUAGUACAAUUAAGAUCACAUAUUACAGAAGGCCUAAUAUUAUGAACAAAUGUAGAGAUAAACUUCAAACGCGAUCAGCGGAGAAUGGUCCAAUCGAUCCAGUUUCAUUAAAGGAUAUAUUGAAACGAUCGAAUGGAAGUAGUUUAAGCGAAAUACUGCAGCAGCAUAAUUUAUCCCUGGCUGAUUUACUUCGCGGGAAACAAAAUGCAAUAUCCAUAUUCCAGUCAGAUAAUACAUUUGAAUAUCGAAGAAAACCAAUUGCUGAUACAUUCGAUGAAAGUGGUAAGGCUGUAGAGGAAAUUAAUACGGACGAAUCUUAUACAGGGUAUAGAGAACGCCAUGAUAAUUCGAGAACUAAAGAGAAUGAACUUUCAUAUUCCAUAACAAAUCAAACAAUUGAUCUUAUACCACAAAAUACAAAUGGACAACUUAGUUCAUUUAUUCAAAACAGGAAUGAAGUUGUCAAGAAAGAUGAAGACAUAGAUAUCACAACUACAACUGAAAAACAAGAAACAGUUACACCAAAAGUGAUGAGCCGAAUUAGAUUUCCCACUGGUCUUCGCAAAAAGUUACGCAUGAGACCUAUGAUGAACACAACAUACAAGGCUCAGUUGAGUAGGGAUUUGAUAGCACUGAACGCUAGGAGAUAUAUACAUCAUAGAAAGAAUAAUACUAAAUCGAGGGAGUGGAAAAACAUGCUGCCUUCGCUUACUAAUAAAACGACGCAACAACCGGAAAAGAAACCGAUAGAUGAUAUCGAAACAGAAAACCAUAUAAUAGAAGAGACCACAACCGCAGAAAACGGUGGUUUUUAUAGUAAUUCGACAUUCUCAAAUCAUUCAAACAUAGAACCGCAGGCAGAUAAUAAAAGUUUAAAUGAAGAUGUGACGACAGAAGCAUAUACAACAACGAAAGUUGUAGUAAAGGAGAUUUUCAAAAACGCUGUCGGAGAGCAACCAACAGUACUGCUUUUGAGACAACCAGGCGAGAUAGCUGGGAAUCGGAGAAAGCCUUUUAAUAAUAGGAAGAAAAAGCGCAUAAGACAGAAAAGUUCUACUACAGAACCUGCACCAGAAAACUUAAAUAAUAAUGGCUAUGGUUCGAAUGACUAUGCACAUUUGGAAAUUAUUCCGAGGCCACGUAAACCAGAAAUAAGUGAAGAUAGUGAAGGUUUUCCUACUAAUUUGGAAGACUUUAUGACGACACGUUCAUCAGUAACACAAAUGGACAUAAUUAGACCCGCGAAAAUUUCUGCAAAAAUUUUCAGUACGAUAACACAUCCUACUACGCAAAGUUCUAUGGAAGAAACUGCUAAAAUUGAAAUAGACGAGAUCCUUAAUGAUACUGGAGCAAGUGCAAGGCUUUCAAAAAUAUUAAUGGAAAGAAAUAUGACUUUAACUGAAUUAGUGGAACAUAGAGAACGUGGCUCUAGUCAUGUUCAUUUAGCAGAUAUAUUUCACAAUGCUUCUAAAGAGCCUAAUCCACCUGAACCGUUCUUAUCAAAGUCUCUUAUAGAACCAAUAUCGAAGGAAACCUAUCCGUUAAGAGCAAUUUUAGAAGCGAAUUUACAUGACGCAUCCGUUAAAGCAACUACUAUUGAUCCAAGUAUGGUGGAAAAUAAUAAUUACCUGAACAUUCCAGUAGUAAUGGACUUUGGUAAUAAUGUCAAUGAAAAUGCUGAAAAUAUGGGCAUUAUGUCACUAUUCUCUAAUUUCACAAGAUUGAGUGUAAAUACUAACCAUAAAGAGGGUACUACAACACAUACAAUAAUCCCUCCAGAGAAAUCUGAGGUUGUCACUACAGUAACAACGCAAUUAAAUAACUCAAGUACAAAUCUUAGAGAAAGCCGUGUAUUACCACCAGAUGCCGCCAAUGACAAUCAAGACGAUGUUGCUAGUUGGAAAGCAAUAUUUUCUUUAAUGAAAGAUAAUUACAAAAAUCAGAGUAAAGACUUAUUAGAAAAUUUAAAUGAAGAAUUCUCGACAUCUGAUAGUAUUAAGACAAUCACGUUAGAAGACGAUGUUGAUGGGAAUGGUGUAGUUGUACUAGAAGAUUUGAAACAUCUAAAAGAUUUUGAUAAUAAUAUAGCUUCAGAAUCUGAUGAUAGAUUAGAAUUUAAUCCCAUGGAAAGGAGUGAAGCAACAUCAGGCAUUUUAGAAAUAAUACCUAGCCAGACAAAAUCAGUUACAGUUGCAACCGCAAGUAUCGCUGGUUUAGCUAUAGUAUUGUUUUUACUCACUUAUGCUGCAUUUAAGUGGAAACAACAAAAAGGAAUUGGAGGUAUUAAACAUAAUUACCCUGAAGAAAGACUUCCCGCACCAGUUUUUGAGAACAGAAAAAGUCAUAAAAAUAACAGCAGCACGCGAAGUAUUAGUCCAAUGUUAUCAUCAACUUCCAAUAUCUAUACAUUAAAUACUUUAGAUUCAAGAAAUGGCAAAGAAUCGCCAGAAUACAUGUGGGACACAUUAAGAAAACCAUUUCAAUAAUAUUUAUUUCUGACUAGUGGAUAAUAUUAUUUUGUUUGUCAUGCAACUUGUUUAUAUUAGGAUAAUCAUGCUACCAAUGAGAGGCUCAAGUUAUUUUCUUUAAAACUAGUGACCUGAUAUGGAUAAGACUAAUUUAUUAGGAUUUAUUGGUGAAACAGGAAAUAUGCUUCUGUAAGAAAUUUCUACUGUUACUUAUAGUGUCUGUUUAUCUAUUUAAUUUAAUUUUAGUAUUAAGCUGCAAGUAGUAUAUAAGAGAAAUGUGUCAGAAUGAUAUAUAAUAAAUAUCUCAUAUUUUUUUGAAUAUGUA
This is a messenger RNA of Manduca sexta (tobacco hornworm), 4297 nucleotides long. RefSeq lists its product as uncharacterized. Lineage: Eukaryota; Metazoa; Arthropoda; Insecta; Lepidoptera; Sphingidae. The record is from RefSeq and is a predicted model, not a curated record. Bases 448 to 3990 code for a protein of 1180 amino acids. The transcript is spliced from 6 exons.